Messenger RNA from Phaeodactylum tricornutum CCAP 1055/1, 588 nucleotides. RefSeq lists its product with no specific name. NCBI's taxonomy places the organism in Eukaryota, Bacillariophyta, Bacillariophyceae, Surirellales, Neidiaceae. The transcript has a single exon. The coding region runs from base 1 to 588 and encodes 195 amino acids. The record is from RefSeq and is a predicted model, not a curated record.
AUGUCGGAAGGGUCCCUUACUAGCCCCGGUGUCGGAAGAGUCCAGGAAGGAACUGUUCUUCCGUUUCAAACGGAGGCCUUGGCCGUCAGCGAAGCUGCCAGCAAGGCCGUCUCACUAGUCCAAAAGUAUUCCGAACUAGAUCCCCACGAAAUAGACAGUCCCUGGCAAAAUCCGGAGACGAUUUGGGAUGUGUUGGACCAAUCGCGCCGAGACGUGACCCAAGCUUGGGGAGACUUAAAAACUGCCAUGGCCCAACACGAUGAGAGACUGGGUAGGAAACUUAGUGCUCCGACUGCGGUCGGCUCAUCGGACGAAGAUUUACGAGUCGCCUACAUGGACAUGGUCACAGAUGCAUUUGCAGAUUGUUUAAACGACUUGAAAGAAUCGGAAGAACGGAUUGAUGUAGACAUUUUGGUGGAUUGUUUGCAGUCUGGCCUCGAUCUGAUGACCAACGACGAGAAGGAUCUGUUCCUGCAGGAAGUGCAUGGAGAGUUCGAUUGUGGUGACAAUGGCGACGACGUAGAUGAACUCACACCGCACGAGACGCGCCGUCGACAGCUGGGUUUUCAUAUCGAUUCUACGGCAUAG